Molecule: messenger RNA, 1404 nt
Organism: Cannabis sativa
Lineage: Eukaryota; Viridiplantae; Streptophyta; Magnoliopsida; Rosales; Cannabaceae
Exons: 2
Coding region: 796-1404 (202 amino acids)
Source: RefSeq, a predicted model, not a curated record
UGUCUGCUUUUGAUAAUGUCGACAUAAUGUCGAGGGUAUGUCGACAUAAUGUCGACAUGUUUGUUUUGAAAUUUUUGUGUGCUUACUGUUAGAUAAUGUCGACUGAAUAUCGACAUGAUGUCGAUGUUAUGUCGACCAUUUUAAAUUUUUUUAGCAGCUUUAUUUAUUUGUUUUUUUGUUUUUUCAGAUGGCUCCCAGACUCAUUAUUCCAGCACCCGAGCAUUUCACUGGCCGCGUCACAUAUAGGGGCAAUGGAAUUUUUGCAAAAAUUAAAGCUCGGUUUGAGGAGUUCAACCUUAAUAACACGGCGAAGGAAAGCCGUUUCGGGAGCUUCUGGAAUGCCGUACCACUGACAUUCUCCUCGGUGUUAUUUCACCAGCUGAUGCUCCACAAAAUGAAAGUGGAUGCUCAGGAGGAGUUGAGGAUGAGGUUUUAUGUUGGUCGGAAGGAGGUCCGAUUCGAGUGCCGGAGUUUGCACUCAUUACGGGUUUGGACUUCUCCUCGGGGCCAACAGAAGAGGAGAAGGCUGCGCAGGUCGCGCGCUCGGGGUCAGACCGAUUGAUCAACAAAUAUUUCAACCGGUCUGAUAGUGUGAAGACAGAAGCACUCCAACUUCAGUUCACAAACUGCCAGAACCCGGAAGACUUGUACAAGCUCGGCUUGUGCUUGUUUGUGGAGUCAGUGCUUCUGGGCCGCGAGGCCAACGCGCUGAUCACGCCUCACAUACUUAGAUAUGUGGAAGACCUCGAGUUCUUCUUCCGGAUUCCUUGGGGGAAGCACUCAUUCGCCAGACUCAUGCACUCGCUUCAGAAAGACAUGUUGAAACAGAAGGCCAACUACGAGAAGAAGCUGAGUUCGGAUGUUCAGCACGAGUGCAAAUACAUAGCAUAUGGCUUCGCACCUGCAGUCCAAUAUUGGGCGUACGAGGCCAUUUUGGAGGUUGGCAAGAGGUAUGGCACGAACCACGGGAUUCGGUUCCCCAGGAUGCUUAGCUGGACGAGCAAAGGCGAUAUUGGGAAGAAAGACGUCAGCGCAUUAUUUUCUAGACGGAAUCUGGAAGUGGUGAAGGGGCUACUUCCACGGACAGAGGAGGAGGCAUUUGUGAGGACAAUAUCUUACGAUGGUGUGGAGAACCUGGUUGAUGAUGUUGUGGAUGACACAGAGGCUGAGGCAGGUAGUCAGGUACCAGAGACUCAGGUCCCAGACACUCAGGAAAGAGACACUCAGGUACCAAUUUCUGGAACUUUUUUUUAUGUCUUUAUUUUUUAUUAUUUUUUUUAUAUAGUGGAGGGUAUAUCGUAUGCUUACCGUAUUUUUUUGAUAUAUAUUUUUUCAGGCCACUGGUUUGAAACCUCAGCCCAGUGCACCAUCUGCAUCAGGCGUUCGGGGUGCCGAGUACACUGA